GUCACUGUUUAAUUAUAAAAUGUAAUGUAAGUUGCUUGAAAUCCGAAGUAUUUCUUUUGUCUUAUUAUAAGAAUAUGGCAUCGUCUAAGAAAUCUAAAGGUGAGAGCACAAGAAAGCCAAACUGGCUUGAACUUCCAAUAGACUUGACCAAGAACAUACUCCAAAGACUUGAUACCCUUGAUAUUCUGAUAAGUGCACGUAAUGUUUGUCCUCUGUGGUGGCACAUUUGUAAGGAUCCGUUAAUGUGGCGAACCAUUCACAUGAUUGGUAAUUUUGACAAUUUUUGUUUUGAUUUUCGUUGUUUGGAGAAGAUUUGCCGGUGUGCCAUUGAUCUAAGUUGCGGUCAUCUCGAAGACAUUGCUAUUGGAAAAUUUGGGACUGAUGACCUUCUCGAGUAUAUUGCUCAUAGGGCAAGUAAACUAAGGAGGUUACAAAUAUCUAACAGUCAUGGCAUUUCAAAUAAAGGGCUGAAUCAAUUUGUGAAAAAGUUUUCACUAUUAGAAAAGCUUGACAUUGCCUUUAUGGAUAAUAUAUCCAAGGAUUCUCUUGAAGUGAUUGGUAGAUGUUGCCCUAUUUUGAAGUCACUAAAUCUUGAGAUGCUGACGUUGCACUUCAACAAGUUCCGUAAGUUUGGUGAUCAGGUUUUUGCUAUUGUAAAAACAAUGACUGGGUUACGUCAUCUUGGAUUCUCUGGAAUUGUGAUUGGCAAUGAUGAGUUGGUUGCCAUUCUUGAUGGUUGCCCUCUUCUUCACUCGCUUGAUCUUCGACAUUGUUUUUGUCAUCAUUUAAGGUGUGAAAGUACUUUAAAAAGGUGCCAUCAACAAAUCCAAGAUUUACAACUUCCAUGUUUUGGUUACAACGAUGAGUACGAUGAUGGUUUAGCUUAUGUUGACACUUUUGAAGAUACAUAUGCUAAUGAAUAUUGGGAGUAUUAGAUAGUAGUAAUUGUUUUCAUCCAAAAUGUUGAUGAUGUUGCUUUUAAGUAAUUU
Lathyrus oleraceus (garden pea) is the source of this 989-nucleotide messenger RNA. RefSeq names its product putative F-box/LRR-repeat protein 23. The transcript is spliced from 2 exons. NCBI's taxonomy places the organism in Eukaryota, Viridiplantae, Streptophyta, Magnoliopsida, Fabales, Fabaceae. The record is from RefSeq and is a predicted model, not a curated record. Gene Ontology annotation, molecular function: protein binding. Bases 75 to 935 code for a protein of 286 amino acids.